AUGCCCAGAGACGUCGGUUCUCCGCACCAAGGAGUCGUGACCAACCUGGAGCAGCAGGAUCCCAACCAAUUAAGCCCUAUCUCACCUGAUCAACAACAAACUCCGCAGUCACUGCAGCCACAACCAAAGUCCCGGGAUACGGGCUCGAGUCGAUUGAAACGGCGAGCCUCGCAAGGAUCCCUUCUCACAAAACCGUCUCCCGUCUCCCGGUUCCUCUCCAAGAGCAACGCUUCAUUACACAUCUCCUCUUUUGAACACCUCGGUCUUUCCGCCAAAUCCGCCGGUCGAAUCGAAUCGCGGCCGCAAUCGGCGGAGCCGAUUUCUCGCUUCUCUCCUUCUUCUUCGACGGCAUCGAGUUCGCUGGCGGCUCGAGCAUCUCAAUCUUCCGCUGUGUGGGAUCUCUCGGCCCAAAGCGAUUACCCGUCCACUCUCCCUCCCACCCCUCCAGAAGACGAAGAGCACGUAGCGUGGAAUCCCAAAUCCAGCAUGUUGUUGUUCGAACCUCAUAUGACCCGGGAACCUGGACCAAUGCCCAUAAACGAGGGUCCCAACAUGGACAGUACACCCACAGGAGCCUCAUCAGAUAGCCUGGGCAGCCCGUCCGACCAGUUGUCGAAUGUGUCGCCUUCCAGCUCGGGAGGCAGUCCGGGAUCAUCUGGCGAAAUGGAUUGUGACCAUAACACAUGGUUAGAGAGUGGAAUCGACGCAGCAGUAUCGUCCCUACCAUUCUCGAACGCCCGCGGUGAAGCAGUCAAGAUUGUAUCUCAGAUGCUUCCCUACCCACGCCCGGCCGAUAAGUCCGUCCCCACGAGCGAGGACGUUUUCGGUGGCUUGAUCCAAGCCGUCCAGCAUCGACUGCAACAUGGACAAUCGCCAUAUAUCAACAUCACCCAUGCCGUUCCCGAACAGUUCAGCCUCUCCAACCUCCCUUGCUCUCCUCCUACCACACCCCGAUCCAUGUUUACCGCGGACGACUACUUCAACUCGACCGUCUUCUCCAGUGCGGCCGUAGUAUCCGCUUAUCACGAUUUCCGAGGCCCCAUCAAACCGAAAGCCUCCCACUUUCCCAUGCCCAUCGUCCCGCCGUUCAGUGUACAUAUCUCGGUUCUGGAACGGUAUCUCCCGCCAUCAUCGGCACAGGAGUACAAAGAUCUGUUUCAAACCCACCGACCGUCCUUUUUGGUGGAUCGGUUGUGUGAGCUUUCCCCUGAUGGCGGCUCACUCUUGUUCAUUUACCCCACCCGACGCGGUGGCUCAACCUUCAAGUCCCAAUUCCUCGGGCCGAUCCUCGACCCUCUCCUCCGGCAGCUUGUGGUGGUCAACGAACUGUCUGCUGACAUUGGACGGUAUCUGGGCAAGCUGGCCUCGGUUUCCUAUAUGGAAGACUUCGACACAAUGCGGGAUAACCUGGCCCAGCUAUGUGAUAACCUGAGCUCGUCAACCUCGCGGUUCAGCAUUGCCGAUGCCCGCAAAGGCAGCGCCCGACCGGAUCGUAACGUCUGGACCGAGUGGUAUAUCCACCAGGAAAAGACGCGGAUGAAGGAGGUGCUUAGCCUGUACUGGCAGAACGGCCGACGGCUUCCCGCCAGCAAGUCGGUGUCGAACCAAACGACCAACUAUAUGUUGCAAGACAAAGAAGUGACGUCCGCUAUGUUGUUGGGCGAGAUCCUUGAUGGGAUCCGGAAACGACCCUACGGCGAGGAGAUGGAGCCUCGUGAUGGAAUUGAACUCGGAGUGUUUGUGAUCCGUCGGUCCCACUAA
This is a messenger RNA of Aspergillus affinis, 1761 nucleotides long. RefSeq lists its product as uncharacterized. The transcript is spliced from 2 exons. Lineage: Eukaryota; Fungi; Ascomycota; Eurotiomycetes; Eurotiales; Aspergillaceae. Bases 1 to 1761 code for a protein of 586 amino acids. The record is from RefSeq and is a predicted model, not a curated record.